Molecule: messenger RNA, 2906 nt
Organism: Drosophila nasuta
Lineage: Eukaryota; Metazoa; Arthropoda; Insecta; Diptera; Drosophilidae
Gene: barr
Product: non-SMC condensin I complex subunit H
Exons: 4
Coding region: 366-2612 (748 amino acids)
Biological process (GO): mitotic chromosome condensation
Cellular component (GO): condensin complex
Molecular function (GO): chromatin binding
Source: RefSeq, a predicted model, not a curated record
UAGUUGAACAGCUGUAGUGGUAGACUGAACAUUGGUUUCUUUAAAUAUUCAGCAACAGUUUAAUAUAAACAAUUUUUUUAAAAUUCAUUUGCAGCAAAGUAGAAAAUAUACCACAGCGAUUUCGUUUACUAUUUACCAACACUAAAAAAUAUCGAUAGAAACGCUGUAGCCCUAGAUUGCGGCGUCGUUUGAAAGCAACUGUAAACUAUUACCAAUACAAGCGUAAUAAAAAACGAAAGGCAUAAAGGAAAACUGAAUAAGAAACCAAAAAUAAUUAGGGUUUUAUAAAUUUCAACUUAACACUUCACAGACCUUUUUUGUUAGCUGGUCCGCAGCUGCUUGUCAGAGUUGCACAGAAAACGAUCAUGACGUUACCGCGCUCUGAGACGUCACUGCGACGUUCCGCGGUGGGCAGCCAUCGUGAGAGCAUGAUGAGGGAUAUGACAACAGUCAACGAUGACGAUGCCGAGCGUCGCGAGGCACGCCGUCGCACUCUGUUGCAGCAACAGACUCGACCCCGAGACAGCAGCGCUUUGGAGUCCAUUGAAGAUAAUGAGACGCUCAAAAAGUGUUUGGAAAUUUAUAACGGCAAUAAGCUAAGUCGCGACAAUGCCUGGUCAUUAUCGGUAAUAGAUACGCUCUCCAAUCUUCUGGAUCGUCAUCACAAAACAUUGAGCAACUUUAAGAUGGCAGGUUCAUCUUUAGAGGCUUCGUCACGCGUUUAUGGACUGCGUGUCGACUCCAUCUAUCUGGAUGCUAUGCGCAUGUCGGCUGGCCUCAGUGCCCGAACUCUGACGGAACAGCAGUUAAACGCAGCUGCAGAUCGCGAUGACAGCAUUACUGAGAAUGCCGAAGGCGCAGCGCUCGAUGAUAAUGGACAGACUCAGGCCUCUGCACCAAAGCCUAAGAAGCGGACACGUAAAGCGGUAUCCACAGUAACCAAGAACAAGGACACGCUCAAUAUGCGUUUGGACACAGCCCCGUUGCAGGAUCCUGUGUUUGGUAAACUUAAUUCAACAGUCGGAUCUAUAAAUGCCUCCAAUCGUCUAAUGCACAACAUAUUGCCUACGAUGGAUUCCGAACUUAAAUUAUGCACAACUUAUCGCUUUUGGAACUCUGAAGAGCUGCCAGAUGAGGUAACGGAUUAUGCAACGGUAGACACCAACUUAAGUGAUGUCGAUCCGCAAUCGUUUGUUAGUGCAGAGUUUGUUGAGAAGCUGCUCCGUUACGAUCAAAAGUUGAAUCUGCGACCCUUGCAUACCGGCUACAUUAUAACCGAUGAACCAAAUCCUAGCAAUGUCAAUGAGCCAAGACAGAUGCCCGACAAUGAUGACGGAGUGGAUAAUACCGAUGACUUUUAUGAGAAUCCCAAAGAGCUGUCGAUGGCCUUUGAUAUAAACGCAGAAUGCGAGCCCAUGCCAGAUCUGGAUGGACAGACCGCAGCUGUCUUGGAGGUGGACUACAAUGAGCUGGAGGAACUCACAGCCGAAGAGCGUCACACUCUGCAAAACUGUCGAGCUCUUCGCAAACAGCCGGUUGUAAUUGAUGAUCUGCGUCCCAUUGAUGGCAGCUCCAAGCUUGAGUACUCCUACCGACCCAUGGAUAAAAUCUCGCAAUUCUGGGCUGGCCCAUCACAUUGGAAGUUCAAGCGUACUCGAGCUCGCAGCACUUUUGGUCAGAUUAAUGCGCAGGAUAAAUCGUCUGCUGGAGGCGCUGACGGUGGCAGCAGCACAAUCACAGCAACGGCGGCGCGUGCUAGACGUGCAGCUCAGCAAGCGGCCAAGCGACGCAGCCAACAAUUAAAGUUUGGCGAAUAUACAGAGCAUCUGUUUCAGCCUCUAGAGCCCAAUACCAAGCUGCGUAAGGCCAACUGCCAAAAGAAAUGGGAUGCCCGUAAACUCGUGCUGCCCACUAAGUUUGAGUUUGACGCCGAAUAUUUUGAAAAAUAUGAUUAUGCGCCCAGCAUAAAAGUGACUCGUCGAUUUGGUGUACAGGAUGAGGAUUUGGAUCAUGAUGCAAAUUCGGCAAUUGACGAUGUUGCCGAGGAUGUUGAACUUUUUGACAACGAUCAUUUUAGCGCGGACACGCCCCAUUCACCCUCGGCAAUGAAUAUAAGCGGCAUGCCCGAAGGCGCUGAUACGGGCACGUUGUUGGAUGGUGAUCAGGCCAUAGGAGGCAUUAUUAGUCAAGGGAAUACCACUUUGCGCAACAACUGUAAUGACACGGUGCUUGAAAUAGCCACAGAUUUUGAGGGUGCACCUACACAAGUGACCAAAGUAAUUGUGCCUUUUGCCAAACGUGCAAAGGUCAUAGACAUGAAGAAUCUCAAGCGGAGCUGCAAUUCUUUAAUACAAAAACAAUUGUUGAAUGACGUUCCGGAUGAGUCGAUACCGACUCAUUUAAAAUCGAGUAAAGAGCACUAUGCAAAGGGUAUGGCCUCAUUUAAGGAGGUUUACGAUGAAUUACCUAGUAUGCUGACACCUAAAAUGGCUGAUUCAUUGUCGCCCUCGGUUGCGCUUUAUGCUGUUCUCCAUUUGGCUAAUGAUAUGAGAUUGCGACUCAUACCACAGGACGACUUUGAGAAUUUUACAAUAAGACAAGUUACCGAUUAACACAAAAUAGUUUAGUAUCAUCUUAAUGCUAACUGGGUAGUGAAAAUACACAAAAGAAGAAUUUCCUUAAUCACAUCAACCAGUAUUCCCAUAAACUAGUUACCACUAAUUCACUCCCAUUCACAAAAUCUCUUAUAUUUUCAUGUAUCGUGUGUUUUGUGGUGUUUGCAGUAAUCCCAAAACCUAGAUUUAAUUACGUAAAUAUUUUCGUUUGUCAUGGCGUUGAUAUUCGUUAAUUGUCUCUAAAUUUAAUUUAAUUGAGUAUUUUAGCAGAUGUAAUAAAUAACAAACAUA